AUGGAGAAACACGAGGAGGUAACUGGUGUCGGGCAGGAAGUCAGCCGAGACGAGAAGGGAGAUGUUGUCCAGAUCGACGUGACCCGUGAUAUCACCCGCGCCGAGCAUGAGCUUGGCUUUCGACAAGCUUUGCGACAAUAUCCCACCGCCACAUUCUGGGCCAUGUUCUUCAGUAUUGCCGUUAUUAUGUCGGGCUAUGACGGUCAAAUCAUCUUCUCCUUUUACGCUCUCCCAGCAUUCCAGAAGAGGUAUGGAAUUCCCAUCGGCGACGGCUUCGAGAUCCCAGCACCAUGGCAGACGGCUCUCGGAAUGGGCAACCCAAUUGGACAGGUCUUGGGAGCUCUUGCAAGUGGAUAUCCUAUGGAGCGAUUUGGCCGGAAAUGGACUUUGGCUGUCUGCUGCGUAUGGUCUGUCGGAUUUGUCUUUGUUCAAUUCUUUGCCUCGUCUCUUCCUAUGCUCUGUGCCGGUGAGAUUCUUGGUGGCUUGGCAUACGGCUUCUACGUGGUCAUUGCACCAACGUAUGCAUCGGAAAUUUGUCCGCUUGCACUGCGAGGUCUGCUUACAGCAUUUAUCAACUUGGCUUUCGUCAUUGGACAGUUUAUUGCUCAAGGAGUCGCUGCCGGCUUGGAAGGCAGAGAAGAUCAAUGGGCGUAUAAAGCACCGUUUGCAUUGCAAUGGCUUUGGCCAGUAAUCAUUCUCAUUGGACUACCUUUUGCUCCUGAGAGUCCAUAUUGGCUUGUUCGUCGGGGGCGUAAGGAGGACGCUCGUAAAGCCUUGGAAGCAUUGUCGUCGUCGAAGAAUAAACCCGACAUUGACCAAGUGCUGCUUGGCGUUGAGCAGACGGAUCUCUUGGAACAGGAGUUCGAAGCGACUACGAACUACUUGGAUCUAUUCAAGGGCGUCAACCGUGUGCGGACAGAGAUUACAAUUAUGGUGUACUUGAUCCAAGUCAUCGCCGGAAAUCCGCUUAUCGGCUACGCCAACUUCUUUUUCGAGCAGGCCGGUCUUAAGGCUGCCGACGCAUUUGAUAUGGGCGUUGGAAACACGGCGCUGGGUUUUGUUGGCACCAUUACCUCAUGGUUCUUGCUAAACUACUUCAAACUGGGCCGACGAACAAUCUAUAACACCGGCAUGUGGGUGAUGACGCUACUUCUCUUCAUCAUCGGCUUCCUUAGCAUUCCCACAAAUAACCAAGGCGCAAUUUGGGCAAUGGCUAGCUGCAUGGACGUGUGGACAUUUAUCUACCAAAUGACAGUCGGACCAAUCUGCUUCGUCAUUAUUUCCGAAAUAUCUUCUACGCGUUUGCGAACGAAGUCCAUUGCGUUAUCCACCGCCGUGCAAUCCUUCUUCAAUAUCAUCAGCACAAUUGCCAUGCCUUAUAUGCUGAAUACCGAUCAAGCAAACUGGGGUGGAAAAGCAGGAUUCUUAUUUGGGGGCAUAAGCUUUUUCUGUGCCAUCUGGUGUCAUUUUAGACUUCCCGAAAGUAAAGGAAGAACUUUCGAGGAACUUGACAUUUUGUUCCAUAGAAAGGUUCCCUUGCGAGACUUUAAGACUUAUGAUCUUUUGGCAGAGACCGAGUUGGAGAAAGUGCAAACAGCAUAG
Molecule: messenger RNA, 1602 nt
Organism: Trichoderma gamsii
Lineage: Eukaryota; Fungi; Ascomycota; Sordariomycetes; Hypocreales; Hypocreaceae
Exons: 5
Coding region: 1-1602 (533 amino acids)
Biological process (GO): carbohydrate transport; transmembrane transport
Cellular component (GO): membrane
Molecular function (GO): carbohydrate:proton symporter activity
Source: RefSeq, a predicted model, not a curated record